UUACUGCCGCGCGGGAUGACGAUUUCUUCGGCAAACACAGGAGCGGUAAUUAAGGAUUCCCAGCGGAGCGCUGCGGGCGGGGCCGUGCUCGCUGCCCGCCCCGCGGAGGCGGGCGGAGGGCCGGGACCGGGGCCGGGGCUGGAACCGGGGCCAGGGACGGGAUCGGGGCUGGAGCCGGAGCCGAUGGCGGCCGCCGUCCCGCCGGGAGCCGUGGAGCUGCCGCAGCUGGCGGAAAAUCUGCUGUGCCGGCUGCAGGAGAAUUUUCAGGCUCUGACGGAAAAGUUAACACUGAGAAUGGAAGAAAUGGGUGAGCGCAUCAAUGACCUUGAGAAGCGAGUUGCUGACCUGAUGACAGAGGCUGGGGUAGAAAACAGCAACGAAGAGUUGGGAGUAAAGACAUUUACUUAAAUUUUUCUGUUUUACACAUUUCCACUUCGUUUUGGGUGAUGGGCGUGUAAUGGUGUUUACAUAUUUGGUAUACCUGCAUUUUCUUGGAUUUGAAAGUGUACUUUUUAAAAACAUAUUUAAUAUACGUAGGAUUUUUUUUUUCCAAGACCCAAAGAAUGGCACCACUUUUACAAAAGAAAAACUUCAUCUUGCUGCCUCUUGCAGCUGAGUGCCAUAUACAAGGGGCUAGUGCUAAUUCACCCAAGUGUAUAAACUGAGGCUGACCAUUCAUAGUGAAAUGUGUGUGGCUUGAAGUACUCCUGCCCACCAUUCCUGUCCCUCAGGUACGGUAACCUAUCUGAGGAUUCUCAGUGGUGUAAAUUUAUGUACCUCUGCUUUUAAACCUGCUCCAGCUUCCCAGUGUGACUUGGAGCACACCCCAAACACAGCAGUAAAUUACAGUCAAUCACUGUAUAAUAUUAAAUCAUGCUGCAUUUUGGGAUUGUGUUCUGGAUUUUAUAUCAGCCUGUUGCAUAUGCCAUCCCCCUCCCUGAUGGAUGCCUGACUGUGUGUUCCUAGUAUUUAUGAGGCAGCACUGCUUCUGUGUUCUGUGGAUGCAAGUGAUAUCUUCCUGUUGUUGCUUUCCUGAUUCAAAUUGAGACACAUCAAUUAUUCUUGUCAUUGGAACUUCUUACCCAGUGAAAGAGGAAUGUCUGUAAAUGUUCUGAAGUAAUUUAGGUAUCUAUUCAUUCUGAUGCCUUUUACACAAGGUACACAAUAAUUUUCAGAAAUGCAGCAAGACAAUCCACAAAGAUGUAUUUAACUGUACAGAGAUCUUCCUAUCUCUGUGCUGAAUCACGUUCAUGAAUAAAUCACUAACCUACUUAUUCACUGUAUCUUUGCAGCACUGAAAUGAGAAUGUGUUUGAGGAAGAUUAAAGACAGAACUGCAUAGCACUGACUCGGAGAUUUUACAGUCAGGUGUCACACUGACAAAAAAUGUUAAGGGAAGACAAAUGUGUUUGCAUCAUGCAAUAAAAGAAACUUGAAAAAAAAAUUUAAACGAUUGGCCCAGGAAAAAAAUAGAAAGCUGGGUUUGUUCAUCUAAGUGGGGCACUGUAUUUCCUGGAGCUGAAAAAGAAGUGUUAGUUUCAGAGAGGUCAAAGCCACUAUUUUGGAUAGAAAACUAUAUCCUGUAAUGUGAACUUAUCCAAUCACGAAUGUUUUCAAUGUAUGAAAAUGUAUUUAUUUUAAUAUUAAAAUAAUAUGUGUUGCCUUUUUAGCUUA
Messenger RNA from Catharus ustulatus (Swainson's thrush), 1673 nucleotides. RefSeq names its product heat shock factor binding protein 1 like 1 (gene HSBP1L1). The transcript is spliced from 3 exons. Gene Ontology annotation, molecular function: transcription corepressor activity. The record is from RefSeq and is a predicted model, not a curated record. Gene Ontology annotation, cellular component: cytosol; nucleus. The coding region runs from base 16 to 408 and encodes 130 amino acids. Gene Ontology annotation, biological process: cellular heat acclimation. Lineage: Eukaryota; Metazoa; Chordata; Aves; Passeriformes; Turdidae.